UUCAUCUUCUCUCUGCUGUGUCUGCCACACAGAUGAUGCGUCCAGGCGUAUCACUCACCAAAGUCCGACUCCUUGCUUCUGAAGAAAGCCAGAACACAAGGCAGAAAUAAAAGUGGAUUCCACGUGACUUUCAACAUCCAAGUAACAUUGGGAAUCACCAUGACGCAGGCGGUUGUUGUCCAAGUUGGACAGUGUGGAAACCAGAUUGGUUGUCGCUUUUGGGAUCUUGCUUUGCGAGAGUAUGCCCAGUUCAACAAGAGUGCCUUGUAUGAUGACGCCGUCGGUACUUUUUUCCGUAACGUGGACUCCAGUGAUGGAACACAUCUGGCUGCUGGUGGAAGAAUACAACUGCUGAAGGCGAGGGCAGUGCUGGUGGACAUGGAGGAAGGUGUGGUCAGUGAGAUCCUUCAGGGCCCUUUGAGAGAUGUGUUCCACAGCACUCAGCUGCUCACAGAUGUGUCAGGUGCAGGCAACAACUGGGCCGUUGGACACAUGACGUAUGGGUCAACCUACAGAGAAAAGAUAGUGGACAAGCUGAGAAAAGCAGCAGAACAAUGUGACUGUCUGCAGUCCUUUUUCCUUCUGAACUCCCAUGGGAGGAGGUAAGACACUGCAACUUCCUGCUUGCCAUCGAC
Nerophis ophidion (straightnose pipefish) is the source of this 635-nucleotide messenger RNA. Its product is annotated as tubulin epsilon chain-like. The coding region runs from base 160 to 606 and encodes 148 amino acids. The record is from RefSeq and is a predicted model, not a curated record. Gene Ontology annotation, cellular component: microtubule; cytoplasm. Lineage: Eukaryota; Metazoa; Chordata; Actinopteri; Syngnathiformes; Syngnathidae. Gene Ontology annotation, molecular function: structural constituent of cytoskeleton; GTP binding. The transcript is spliced from 6 exons. Gene Ontology annotation, biological process: microtubule cytoskeleton organization; mitotic cell cycle.